Molecule: messenger RNA, 882 nt
Organism: Polypterus senegalus (gray bichir)
Lineage: Eukaryota; Metazoa; Chordata; Cladistia; Polypteriformes; Polypteridae
Product: tripartite motif-containing protein 16-like protein
Exons: 3
Coding region: 1-882 (293 amino acids)
Molecular function (GO): protein binding
Source: RefSeq, a predicted model, not a curated record
AUGGAAAAUGAGAAGAGCUUUGCCAAUCUUAUCUGCACCAUUGUGGAAACCCAGAAGAAGGUAACUGAACAUAUUAGAAAGCAAGCAAAGAGAGAAGUGGAACGGGCUGAAGGAAUUAUUGAGCAAUUGGAGGAGGAGGUUGAGGAGCUGAGGAUGAUACAAGCUGAGCUGACUGAUUUUUUGGGGACAGAUGAUCACAUCUACUUCCUUCUGGGGAGAACAUUCCCAUCAGUGUACAUUCCACCUGAAGAUGAUAUUCUUCCAGAUAUCGUUGUAAGUACUGAAGAAUUGAGGGGAGCAUUAUUCAAUGUAAAAGAUUUGGAGAAGAUCAGCAAGUGGGAAGUAAAUCCAGAUUACUGUCACUUCACUUUGGACCCUAAAUCAACACACACAAAUCUCUGUUUAUCUGAGAAGAACACAGUGGUGACAUGGAAACAAGAUAAGCAAAUCUUUUCAGAUAGUCCACAUUGGUUUGACUCCUUCUUUCAAAUUCUGUCUAAAGAAGGACUGUCUGGAAAUCGCUUUUACUGGGAAGUGGAGUGGAGUGAAACUGCUGAAAUUGGAGUCACAUACAAAAGAAUCAGCAGGAAAGGAGAAGGUAAUGAAUGUUGUCUUGGAUGUAAUGAUAAGUCAUGGAGUUUGUUUUGCUGUUGUUCCAGUACCUCAGCCUGGCACAAUAAUCAGGAGACUGAACUAAAUGUAGAAGCCAGUAGCAAAAUUGGUGUGUAUUUGGAUUGGCCUGCUGGCAUUCUGUCAUUUUACAAUAUUUCUGAUACCAUGACUCUCCUUCACAGUUUUGAAGCUGAUUUCACUGAACCACUGUACCCUGCAUUUUGGCUUUUGGUUUAUACCCCAACCAUAAAAAUCUGUGCUCCAGAAUAA